Drosophila erecta is the source of this 1777-nucleotide messenger RNA. Its product is annotated as trichohyalin. The transcript has 2 exons. NCBI's taxonomy places the organism in Eukaryota, Metazoa, Arthropoda, Insecta, Diptera, Drosophilidae. The record is from RefSeq and is a predicted model, not a curated record. The coding region runs from base 173 to 1711 and encodes 512 amino acids.
UAAAAAAUAAACAAGGCAGUCGAAUGUGUCGCUGCAGAGCAAGCAUAGGAAUUUGGGUUUAUUACGCCACUCUUAAAAAAUCCCGGGUCAUUCAUUUCGUGUUCCAGUUUAAACUUUGGCCCCGUUAGAUCAGCUACUUGAAUCUUGAUGGGCGAUUAGUUCCACAAGCAUAAUGACGCCCAAACGAAAGCGUCGCGGACGCAGCGAGUCGCGGGCCAAAAGCAAAGGCAAGGACCAGUCCAAGGCAGAGCACUUGGACCUGCUGGAGCAACUGGAGUUAACCGACAGCUGCUGCGACAUAUGCCACUGCGACUGCUAUAGCUCCCACAGCGGCGGUUCCGUGAGUGGGCACGGAAUUCAGCGGCAGGAGAGCGUCAAGGAGUUGCUGCAACUGGAAAACGACAUUAAGACUCUAGAGCAAUUGCAGCGACGGGAAAGUCUGAGCUGCAAAAUUAGUUCUAGCAGCCAGGGCCACCGAAGUGCUUCCAGAACGUCAACCGAGCGAAAGGUUCCCCACAGCAGGCGGGGAUCCUUCGACUGCCAGAAAACAAUUACAAGCUCAGGCAGGAGUCGGCGGUCAAAAAGCGCAGGAAGUCGCAGUUGCGAGUCCCGAGGGAAGCAGCCUACACAGAAAGUACAACGAAUACCUCAGGAUCGUCGAAGGCGCCGUGCUCAAAAGGAUUGCAAAAUGCUUCAAAAAUUUUUGGCCCCCCUCAACGACGCACCCAACCUCUCUAUCAUCGGACGAGCCAAAUCCAAAUCGCAAGAAAAUUUGGCUGUGGUGUCAUGCCAAGCGCAGGUCAAGAAGAGCUCGUUAAGCAGCUCGAUGGCCAACUUGUGCCUUGCGCCAAUGGUGCGAGCCGCAUAUCAGCAGGUGCCCAGUCACGACCAGAAGAUCCUCAACUGCAUGGCGGAAAAACGGAGGCAACAGGCCGCCGACAAGGAGACGGCCUGGUUGGCGCGGAAGUUCUGGGAGAACGAGCGGCUUGAGCGGCAGCUUCUUCAGGUGGAGCAGCUGGAAGCUUACAAGCAUGCGGUGCACGACAAACAAUUCCAGGACUACCUUGUGACCAAGGCGCGACUGCAGACCUUGGCUGAGCGCGAUCUGGCAGAGCUCAAACGAUUGCGAGGAGCCCUUAACGCCAAGGACGCUGCGGUCAAGAAGCGGCUGGAGGCCAGACGGCUGGAGCGAGACCUUAACAUUUCGCAGAGACGGUGCGAGGAGUUGCGUCGCAGCGAGGCUGUCACCGUGCAUCAGGAGGAGCAACACCUGGACGACACGCUGCGUAAGCGCGACAUCUGCAUGCGGCUAACGCAACGCCUGCGGCGGGCGGACGAGUUGCGUGGCCAGCUGUUGGAAUCGUACCUCAAGCGUAUGCAGCUCGACAACUACAUGGAGCAGCUACAUCACGAGGAGCACUGGCGGGAGCGACAGCAGGAAGAGCGCUUGCGCAGGGAUCAGCUCCGCGAGGAUAUCGAACGCAAGCGCCAUCAGUCCCAGCGCUUUGUUGAGUGUCGCCAACGGCGCCAAAAUGAUCGCUUCCGUACCGCCAAGAUCUCUGCCAGCCUGCGGGAACUGGUGCGCCAGUCCGUCACACCCGAGGGCGCUGUUAGUGGUUCGUUGGGCCAGGAUAACCCAGCGCUCAACUCUUAUGUCCAGCAGCAGAUAAAGCUGGGUCGCCUGCUCUUUGAGCAAUCUGGCAGGGAAUAGCUUGUUCGGAAGAUACAUUUUUGAUGGUUAUGUACAUAUAUACAAAUUGUUGCUGGUUGUACGUUA